This is a messenger RNA of Tigriopus californicus, 1515 nucleotides long. Its product is annotated as alpha-amylase A-like. NCBI's taxonomy places the organism in Eukaryota, Metazoa, Arthropoda, Copepoda, Harpacticoida, Harpacticidae. The coding region runs from base 88 to 1494 and encodes 468 amino acids. The record is from RefSeq and is a predicted model, not a curated record. Gene Ontology annotation, biological process: carbohydrate metabolic process. The transcript is spliced from 7 exons. Gene Ontology annotation, molecular function: alpha-amylase activity; cation binding.
UGACAUGAUAGCGAUGGUUAUGCAAUACGUCGCGUUAUAAGAAGGCUCCAAUGAAAAUCCCACGACAGAUUGAUUCUCGGAACGAUCAUGUGGGUUUACGGUGCUCUCAUUGUUCUGAUUGGGGCCCUCUCUGGGAUCCAAGCCCAAGACAAUUUGGCCUACACUUAUGUUAAUUGCGAUGACAAGCAAGCUUUGGUACAUCUGUUCGAAUGGUCGUGGGAUUCUGUGGCGCGAGAAUGUGAGGAGGUUUUAGGACCAAAAGGAUAUUGCGGAGUCCAGGUGUCGCCGCCUCAUGAACACAUUGUGGCUGACCCGUGGUGGGCCCGUUACCAGGCCGUUUCCUACCAAUUGAACUCGCGAGGUGGAGAUCGCGCCGCAUUCAUUGACAUGGUCAAUCGGUGCAAUGCCCAGGGUGUGAAUGUAGUGGUGGAUGUGGUGAUGAACCACAUGACCGGUCGUGGAGCGGGACCAUCAAGCGGUUGGGGUGGAUCUCCCUUCAAUGCAGAGAAUCAGGAUUACCCCGGAGUUCCAUUCUCUUCAUUCGACUUCCAUCAACCCUAUUGUGAAAUCUUUGAUUACAACAAUCCGGACGAAGUGCGAAAUUGUGGUCUUUUGGGUAUGAACGAUUUGAAUCAUGGCAAUGAAUAUGUCCAAGACAUGGUUUCCGGCUAUUUAAACGACCUCAUUGACAUCGGAGUCAAAGGAUUCAGAAUCGAUGCCACCAAGCACAUGUGGCCAGGUGACUUGGAGAUGGUUCAGUCCAAGGUUAAGGAUGUGGCGCCUGGACUUCGACCCUAUUUCAUCCAUGAGGUUAUUGAUCAUGGAAAUGAACCCAUCCACGGAUAUGAAUACUUCAAUGUGGGGAAAGUGACCGAAUUCAACUACGGUGGCUGGAUGGCAUGCAUCCGAAAUGGCGAUUAUAACUGCUUGAACAAUCUGGGAGAUGGUUUGAGCGAUGGAGUUCACGCAUUGGUUUUCAUUGAUAACCACGAUAAUCAACGUGGUCACGGCGGAGCUGGCGAGGUGCUCACACAUCGAGAGGACUAUCUGUACAAAGUGGCUACGGCCGUGAUGCUGGCCCACGAUUAUGGCUUCAAGCGCGUCAUGUCUUCCUAUUAUUUCGACGACAGUGACCAAGGACCCCCUGGUUCCCAGCCUCCGUCCAUCACUCAAGAGCCUUGUGGCAACGGAUGGGUGUGUGAGCACCGAUGGGCUCCUAUCAUGAACAUGGUUCAGUUUGCCAACGCCGUCAUUGGCGAGCCAGUUGAGAACUGGCAAGUGAUCGGUGACUCUUUGGGAUUCAGUCGAGGUUCCAAGGGGUUCGUAGCUGUGGGUGGUUUGAAUGGUGCGGAAUUCUACACGGGCUUACCGGACGGAGAGUAUUGCGAUAUCAUCCACGAGUGUGCCCAAAAGGUGACAGUUUCGGGAGGAAAAGCAUUCAUCAAGAAGUUCCAAGACAACGACGGAGUAGUCGCUUUUUAUGUCGGUGCCUAAUAAAGUUUUCAUUUGAUUAUU